This is a messenger RNA of Cajanus cajan (pigeon pea), 1116 nucleotides long. The record is from RefSeq and is a predicted model, not a curated record. NCBI's taxonomy places the organism in Eukaryota, Viridiplantae, Streptophyta, Magnoliopsida, Fabales, Fabaceae.
GUUCGGGAUCCAUAUAUGCCUUGCCUUACCUAAAUCACUUCCUCUGCGUUCUGAUGUUCUCUCUGUAGCACGAAACAGAGGAUUCAAAUAGUGGCAUCACAGACCGUUUCUACCACAAUCCAAUUUCGAUGGAGUUUGGGAUUGAUGGCUCUAUUACUGGCGAGACAGUAGUAAAUACUACUGCUAUAGGUGAGGUUAGUAGCAUAGCUAAUGACAACAGAGAAGGUGGAAGUUCUGUUGAACCAAUUUACAAACAAGAUCAACAUGAUAAUGUGACUCAAGAUUCCUCUGGAGGGAUCACUAUCCCAUCUGCAAUUCCCACAGUAUCAGUUGUUUCAGUUGAAGAGCCCUAUGUGGGUCAGGAGUUUGUGUCGGAAUCAGCAGCACAUGCAUUUUAUAAUGCAUAUGCCACAGAUGUUGGAUUCAUCAUACGUGUGAGUAAACUCUCACGAUCAAGGCGUGAUGGAACUGUUAUUGGACGCGCUCUUGUUUGCAACAAAGAGGGUUUCAGAAUGCCUGACAAACGUGAAAAGAUUGUGAGGCAAAGGGCCGAGACCAGGGUUGGUUGCAGGGCAAUGAUUAUGGUGAGGAGAGUUAGUUCUGGCAAAUGGGUUGUUACAAAGUUUAUAAAGGAACACACACAUCCUUUAACUCCUGGUAAAGUUAGAAGGGAUUUCUAUUAUGAACAAUAUCCGAGUGAAGAAGAAAAAAUUCGGGAACUAUCUCAGCAGUUGGUAAUUGAGAAAAAGCGAUCUGCGACCUAUAAAAGACAUCUUGAAUUGAUAUUUGAGCACAUUGAAGAGCAUAAUGAGAGUCUUUCAAAGAAAAUACAGCACAUAGUAGAAAGUGUGAAGGAGAUGGAAAGCAAAGAACAACAGAGUCGACUUUGACAGGUUCAGUAUGAUAUUUAGUUGGUAGAAGAAACUAGUUAAGUAAAUGUAUAGGUCUUUUGAGUCCAUUUUUGUCGUCCCAACAAUGCAAUAACUCAUAACAGGUGCUGAUAGAGUAGUCUAUUUUUGUACAGAGUGAGACUGUUGAGAAUGCUGUGGCUGGAUAUUCAUAUUUGAUAUUUCCUUCUCCUUCCAUCAAUGGAUUUACUCUUUUCGUUGACUUUAA